AUGGCUCCAAUCCCUCAGACAAACGGCCUUUUGCCCACAAAUGGCAUUAAUAUCCUCGUUGUCACCGGCGCCUUCAAAGGCGAAGAUGGAACCCCCCUAACCCUUCAUCGCAUCAACAAAGAAGAGUGGUCCAAUCUUGUUCACCCAUAUCUAACACUCGGAUCGGGGGAAGUUCUUUCCCCAUCGCAUUAUCUCUCGAACGGAAACAGCCACAGUGCCCGCCGCCAGCACUACCUCCUGACGGCAACCUCACACUGUCUUGUGUCCUCGAUGAGAGCGUUGGUAACGGAAGUAGUGGCGUGGUAUAUGGGACUAAAUCUCAAGAAGCCUCCACAGUUGGUGCUGAAGAUGGGUAGACAACAGCGUUGCGCCAACCCCGCUCGCUCGGCCUGGUUCUACGAGGAUAUGGAAUGCCUCCAAGGCGUUGCCGUCCUGCGGUGCUACGGUCUCUUCUCCGCAAAGAUCCCCGCCGUGCAGCAGUCCCUCCUUCGCCCACGGAAUACGCUUCUCAGCGAGCAUGAAACACUUUACAUCCUUGUUUUGGAGAAGCUGGGUGGGAAGCUGUUGAUCAACGAGCCCAUGACUGAUGAUCUUACAAAUGAGGUGAAAAGCCUCUACCACGAGCUCACGUAUCUCGGAAUCUUGAAUUAUGAGCGGGUUCGCUGGUACAACGUCCUUCGCGCGCCGGAUUCAGAUCCGCAGGUGGGCGGCAUAGCGAGCUUGCCUUCACCAUACACGUCCAAGGUUUACAGAUGA
Molecule: messenger RNA, 756 nt
Organism: Heterobasidion irregulare TC 32-1
Lineage: Eukaryota; Fungi; Basidiomycota; Agaricomycetes; Russulales; Bondarzewiaceae
Exons: 5
Coding region: 1-756 (251 amino acids)
Source: RefSeq, a predicted model, not a curated record